UCCAUGCACUUUUUCACUUUGUUCAUCAAACGAUCGCUAUAGUUUUUUCACGAUGGUAUACCAAGUCAUCGCUUUUCCAAACUUUGUACACAUCAAACUGUAAAACGCCACAUCUAUAGGCCAGUUUCUUAUUAUAAAUAACCUUGUAUCGAAAGUUGUGGUUUUGACACUUCAAAAGGAAAUCAAUACUUUUCAUGUUGAACUUUUUAUCAUGUCUGUACACCCACACGGCACACGAGGACAAUAAUAGAUUUGGGGGCUGACCCUAAGCUCAGCAGACCAAGCAACGACUAUAAACAGGCUACCUAGCAACCUCCUUCUGUCACCGCUUCAUCGCACCGGAGACACAGCUUUCAGAAUGUGUCCAUGCACACACAGCGCAGACGACCGCUAUAUGCUAACAUUGGUUUGUACGCGGAGUAUACAUCGUUUACUCCCGAUACACCUGUACAGCCUUGGUAAUUGGUUUCUUCAUUGAUUUUAGUCGGUUUUUUAUAGUUGUUGGAAAGUUGGAGAAGUGUGACACGCUAUAUUUUAUUUUAUUCAUGUAAUCCGGAGAAGUUUCACCAUGUCUUCUAAAGGUACCGAGCAGGAUAUAUAUCACCUUGCUCAUGCAGGAUAUGCACAAAAACUGAAUGAAUAUUUGUCGAAAACUGCGAAUAAAGUAAACAUCAACGAAUUCUCGAAGGAUGGAGCUACACCUCUGAUUUUGAGCGUACAGGGGUCUCGAGUCGACCCCGCAGCUCAGGGGACGAGCCACAUCGAGUGUUGUGAACUUCUCGUAAGUCAUGGGGCUAAUCCUAAUUUAUCGGAUAAAUUAGGAAGGACUGCGCUUCAUUGGGCCGUAUUCUACAAGAAGUCAGAGUUUGUCAAAGUUUUAUUGAAAGGAGAAGGUGAUGUCACUAAAGAAGACAAAAAGGGACAGAAUGUCAUGCAGUUUGCAAUAAGAAUGAAUGCCGCAAGGUGUUUGCAACUUAUUUGUGAAACUUUGAAAGAUGCUUCAGCUGCAAAGAUUUUAUCAAAGCCAAGUGCAUCUGUUGGUACCCCACUCAUCCAAGCCACCAAGCUAGGUCAUCAGGAAUGUUGUCAGAUCUUACUACAGGCUGGAGCUAAUAUAGACAUUCAGGAUCAGGCUUACUUUGAUAAGACAGCUCUCCUUAUUGCUACUGAACUCAACAAUGCAGACAUUGUAGAAAUGCUCAUCAAAUAUGAUGCCAAUAUCCAAGCUGAAGAUUCGCAGGGAAACACUUGCCUGCACCUGUCCUGUUCCCUUACCAACCCCAGAUGUCUGGAGCUAAUCCUGGAGGGGUGUAAGAAGGCUACCGACCUGGUAGGAAAGAGGAACAAGGCGGGGCUGACACCACUCAUGAUAGCUUGUCAGCAAGGUCUGGAGAAACAUGUGGAAUUUCUUCUCAAAUAUGAAUCACCGGUUGGAGAACAGGAUGAGCAAGGCAAGACUGCUCUACACUACGCUACCGAGAAAGGUCUAAGGUCAUCGGCAGAGCUCCUUCUAGCAGCAGACUCUGGUCUUCCAUGGACCCAGGACUCAGAAGGUCGUACGCCACUUCAUCUGGCUGUCAUUGAGGGCAAGAAGGACCUUGUGGAGUUCUUGAUUGGAAAAAGUGGUGUGAAUGCACAGGAUAAUCAGGGGCACACUCCCAUCCAUUGGGCUGUGGUUUGUGGUGUCCAUGACCUGAUUGAUACCCUGGUCGAUCAUGGAGCCGAUCCAUCCCUGAUCGAUGACCACGGUGCUAGCCCCAUACAUUAUGCUGCUCAGAUGUGCGGUGAUCCAGCCGUGUCAGAGAUUGGUAUUCUAUGUCUUAAGGCCUUAAUCAAGCGAGGGGCCAAGGUGAAUGCCAUAGAUACGGGUCAUAAGACCCCUCUCCUAUGGGCAUCUAGUGCAGGGAGUAGUGAGGCAUGUAAGCUACUCAAGGAAGCUGGAGCUGAUGUUACAUUGGCUGAUCUAGAUGGACUUACAGCUCUUCACUGUGCAGUGACGUGUGACCAUCCAACCUGUGUAGAAACACUCCUUAAAGAAUGUGAUGCAGUUGUAGACACACCAGAUAAGAAUGGCUGCACACCCCUCUUCUAUGCAGCUUCCAUGGACCAUGUUGGUAAUGUCCAAACAUUACUGGAGAGCGGGGCUUCCCCUAACUACACUGAUAAUAAGGGAAAGAGGUAAGCUGGUAACUUUUCAUGUCUUAUCUGUGGUGUGCUCAAAGAAUUAUACUGAAUUAUAAAAUAGCUCUAAGAGCUGACCGGUUAAUGUAAAACCAGUCACUCAAUUUGUUUGGAAAGGUUUUCAAACUGUUCCUAUUCAUGUUAAUUAUGUGAAUCAUAUGUAUAUCUUUUUCAAAUCCUUGCUUCAUACCAUUUUCCCUCUUGAUCUGUCAUCCUCCUCUUCCUUCUCUUCCUCCUCCUC
Messenger RNA from Strongylocentrotus purpuratus (purple sea urchin), 2422 nucleotides. RefSeq names its product serine/threonine-protein phosphatase 6 regulatory ankyrin repeat subunit B-like. The transcript has 7 exons. Gene Ontology annotation, cellular component: ciliary inversin compartment. NCBI's taxonomy places the organism in Eukaryota, Metazoa, Echinodermata, Echinoidea, Camarodonta, Strongylocentrotidae. Bases 569 to 2182 code for a protein of 537 amino acids. The record is from RefSeq and is a predicted model, not a curated record. Gene Ontology annotation, molecular function: protein binding. Gene Ontology annotation, biological process: protein localization to ciliary inversin compartment.